Molecule: messenger RNA, 5655 nt
Organism: Plectropomus leopardus (leopard coralgrouper)
Lineage: Eukaryota; Metazoa; Chordata; Actinopteri; Perciformes; Serranidae
Product: nuclear receptor coactivator 3-like
Biological process (GO): positive regulation of transcription by RNA polymerase II; cellular response to hormone stimulus
Cellular component (GO): nucleus
Molecular function (GO): nuclear receptor binding; protein dimerization activity
Source: RefSeq, a predicted model, not a curated record
ACAGUGCCGAAGAUGGCGGAGAGUUAAUGGUGUAAAGAAGAAAUUAUCGAUCCGGUUGAGAGAUACGUCCGUAAGACUCCAUUGACCAGCCCACAUAGGACCACACCCCCCAGAGAGAGGGGAGGGGGGAUCUGAUCGUCCAUCAUCUCGGGCGCCGUCACAAGGUGCUGAUAUGUGUGCACGAUGAGCGGACUGGGGGAGAACUCCAUGGAGCCUCUGAGCUCAGAAAACCGGAAACGCAAGCUCUCCACUUGCGACACGCCUGGUCUGGGGUGUGAGAGGAAGCGACGGGAGCAAGAGAGCAAAUACAUAGAGGAGCUGGCGGAGCUGAUCUCUGCCAACCUCAGCGACAUCGACAGCUUCAACGUCAAACCAGACAAAUGUGCCAUCCUCAAAGAGACGGUGCGCCAGAUCCGUCAGAUCAAAGAGCAGGGGAAAGCUUCAUCCAACGACGACGACGUCCAGAAAUCAGACGUGUCCUCGACAGGUCAGGGGGUCAUCGACAAGGACCACCUGGGGCCGCUCCUGCUGCAGGCUCUGGACGGCUUCCUGUUUGUGGUGAACCGGGAGGGCAGCAUCGUGUUCGUGUCGGACAACGUGACGCAGUACCUGCAGUACAAACAGGAGGAACUCAUCAACACCAGCGUGUACAAUAUUCUCCAUGAGGACGACAGGGAGGAGUUCCACAAGAACCUGCCCAAGACCAGCAUAAAUGGAGUGUCGUGGGGAAGCGAGGCGGCCCGACAGAAGAGUCACACCUUCACCUGCCGGAUGCUGGUCAAGUUUGGCCACACCCACGGCCCCAUGGAGGAGGGGCCAGGAGGGCCGCGCUACGAGACCAUGCAAUGUUUUGCUCUUACUCAGCCCAAGGCCAUGAUCGAGGAGGGGGAAGACCUCCAGUCAUGUAUGAUCUGUGUGGCCCGUCGGGUGACAGCCAUGGAGAGAACGGAGAGCUUCAACACCCGACAUGAGCUCUCAGGUAAACUGAUCCAGAUCGACCAGAACUCUCUGCGAGCAUCGAUGCGUCCAGGCUGGGAGGAUUUGUUGAGGCGUUGCAUUCAAAUGUUCCUUCAGCACAGUGACGGGCAGCCAUGGUCGCACAAACGCCACUACCACGAGGCCUUCCUGCAGGGUCAUGCUGAGACACCCUUGUACCGCUUCUCCCUGUCCGAUGGCACUCCGGUUACAGCCCAGACCAAGAGCAAACUGUACCGUCACCCCAUGAGCAACGAGCCGCAGGGCUUCAUCUCCACUCAUCUGCUGCAGAGGGAACCAAACGGCUACCGCUCAGCUCAGGGUGGGAACAUGAUGCCGAACACUAUGAGACAACAGGGCAUGGGAGGCCCCAACCCCAACGCCCAAAUGAACAUGAACACUGGCGGAGGGAUGGGCAUGGGCGGCAUGGGCGGCAUGAGCAGGGGCUUCGGCAUGAACGAGCAGGGCCACAUGGGUCACAUGGGUCCGAUGGGAGGCGGCUCUAUGUAUGGAGGGAGCGGUGGAGGGGGAAAUGGAGGUGGAGGCAUGGGCAACCGCAUGAUGCAGAUGAAUCAGAUGGGGCAGAUGAAUCAGGUGGGGCACAUGAAUCAGAUGAAUCAAAUGGGUCCCAUGAAUCACCCGGGUCAAGGCAUGCAGCAGCACCCACAGCAGCCCCCGUUUCAGAGCAGCGGAGGGUUUGGGCUGAGUGGCAUGAACAGCCCCUCGGGAAGCCCCAGAAUGGGCGGCCCCCAGCAGGGACUCCUGAUGUCACCCCGUAACCGAGGAAGCCCAAAGAUGGGCGCCAACCAGUUCUCACCUGGAGGCAUACACUCUCCCAUGAGUGGUAUUGUCGGUGGUGGAGGAAGCGGAGGGAGCACCACCACCUUCUCCAGCAGCUCCCUAAAUGCCCUACAAGCGAUCAGUGAAGGUGUAGGGAGCUCCCUCCCCUCCACCCUAACGUCGCCCUCCCCAGCCCACAAACCAGACAGCUCUCCCAGCGUCCACUCCUCGUCCUCUUCCUCUCAGCCCAGUCAGCCGGCCAAACCGGGCCAAGACGGCUCCAAAAGCCCAGCGGGAGGCUUGGGGCCUGGUCCCAGCGACCAUCACCACCCCAUGCACCAUCAUCACCAUCAUCAGCAUCCUCAGGCUGAGAGUUCUGGAGACCGACCAGACAGCCAGGCAGCUGCAGCGACUAAAGAGUCUGGAGAGGGAAGCAAUGAGGCGGGGGUGGCGAGCUCUGAACCGCCUCGGAGGGUGCCAGACAGUAAGGGGCACAAGAAGUUGCUGCAGUUACUGACUUCGCCGACUGAGGAGCUGGGAAUAGGUGGCAGCGGGCCAACAGGGCCGCCUGUACCGCCCCCAUCAACUGGCAGCAGCACUCCUGCAGGCUCAGACAGUAAGGACCCCACUGGAGGCAUGACCAGCCCCUCAUCUACUGGGGUGUCCUCCUCUUCAUCAGCCAGUGCCAAUCCAGGCCAGGCAACCGGGCCAGGGGGAGUGUCAGCAUCGAUAUCGUCAGCGCACUACACAGGUACGCUGCAAGAAAAGCACAAGAUCCUCCACAAGCUUCUUCAAAAUGGAAAUACCCCAGAUGAAGUGGCGAAGAUCACAGCUGAGGCGACAGGGAAGGUGACGCUGGGAGGCCAGGAAGGGGGUGAGGCUGGGUCUGGAGGAUCAGGGGCCGGGGCUGGGCCGGGAAUGGUCACGGAGCCCAAGCAGGAGCAGCAUAGCCCCAAGAAGGAGAAGACCCACGCCCUCCUCCACUACCUCCUCAACAAGGAUGAUUCCAAAGAGCCAGUGGAUGUCAAGCCUAAACUCGAAGAGCUGGAGGGGAAGGGAGCCCCAGGGGCCGCUGGCGGUCCUCCACGGGGCGGCCCUGGAUCUGGGCCCGGCCCUGCACCUGAACAUCCUGAGAGCAAGAUCAAGUCAGAGCCACCUGAUGACUUGCACAACCUGGAGUCCAUCCUCGGAGAUUUAAGGGGUUCAAGCUCUGACUUUUACCCAGAUCAGGCUGGUGGCGGAGGGGCUAAUGACACAGGAAGCAAACCCCAGGGUUGCCUUGACGACAGCCUGCAGGGGAGUCCGGGAAUGGGUGCAGGCCCUCGGGGGCCCUUCCAGAGGACCAUGUCCAUGGAUGGGAAGCCUGGUCCUGGUGGGCCUGGAGGAGCAGGCAGACGCCCCAUGCUUAUCAAGCAGGAGAACAUGAUGGGCAGCCCAGAUGGUUACCCAGGAAACAUGGGACCAAUGAAUCGCGGCAUGGUCCCCCAGAGGUCUCCCAUGGGGGGUUCAGGGGACUGGGGCAUGACCCGCUCCAGUGGCAGUCCAGUAGGCUCAGCAGGACACCCCUCCAUGAUGCGUCAGGGUAUGGAGUACAACAAUAGUAAGGGCAUGAUGUCAGGACCGAUGGUCAGCCGCUCCAACAGCGUCCCGGGCACCAGGUCUAUGCUGCAGCAACAGCUCAUGGAUAUGGGAGGCUCUGCUGACAUGGGCAUGGGUAUGAGUCCCUUCAGCCAGCAGGGCCAGCCCAACCAGUCCCCCUCCUGGCCGGACGCUAUAAUGGGCAUGGAGGGUAACAGACGCCAGUUUGGCAACACGUUAGAUGAUCUCCUGGUGCCUCCCACCACCAGUGAGGGCCAGAGCGACGAGCGGGCGCUUCUGGACCAGCUGGACUCUCUGCUGAAUAACACAGACGGCAUCGCUCUGGAGGAGAUAGACCGAGCACUUGGCAUCCCAGACCUCGUCAGCCAGAACCAGGGAGGCGAGCAGCAGAUGGAGCCGUUUCCAGGGCAAGACCCGUCCAUGGUGCUGGACCAGAAGCCUAUUUACGGACAGGGCUAUCCCGGACCCCCCGCCAUGCCGAUGCAGUCCGGCUAUGGAGGGAACCCCAUGCAGGGACAAGCCCAGCAGGGGGGAUUUGGGCCCAUGCUCUCUCAGAUGGGCCAAGGCGGCAGCUUCCCUGGUAUGGGUGGGAUGGGCGGCAUGGGUCACCCUCGCGCCAACAUGAUGAGGCCCAGGAUGAUGACCGCCAACAAGCCCAUGAGGCUCCAGCUACAGCAGAGGCUGCAGGGACAGCAGUUCAUGAAUCAGACGCGACAGGGCAUGGGCAUGAAGAUGGAGAACCCUGGAGGAAACCCUGGCAUGAGGCCCGGCAUGCAGCCCGGCAUGGGAGGACAGCCGGGCUUCCUCAAUGCUCAGAUGAUGGCUCAGCGCAGCAGAGAGAUGGUCACCUUGCAGAUGAGGAGGCAGCGCAUGAUGAUGCUGAUGCAGCAGCAACAGCAGCAGCAGGCAGCCGCCGCCGCAGCUGCAGCCGCGGGAGGAUUCAGUCCCCCUCCAAACGUCACGGCUCCUGGUGGCAUGGAGAACCCUAUGGGAGGCCCAAACAUGGGCCAACCCGGCCCCCAGCAGUUUGGAUAUGGUGGGAGCUAUGGGAUGGGCCAGCAGGGAGACCCCUCGUUUGGCCCAUCAGGUGGCAGUCCUCCUAACGCCAUGAUGCCCGGCCGCCUGGGGCCUCAAAACCCCAUGAUGCAACAGCACCCGCAGGGUGGUCCCAUGUACCAGGGGGCAGACAUGAAAGGCUGGUCGCAGGGAGGCAUGGGACGCAACAGUUCGUACCCUCAGCAGCAGUUUGGGCAGCAGGGACCUCCAGGGCAGCAGCAGUUUGGGCAGCAAGGGAAUCCAGGCCAGUAUGGGGGCAUGAUGAUGAACGGGGGCAUGCCAGCCAGCGGAGGAGGAGGUCACAUGGGCCAGAUGGGAGGGCAGAUGGGUAUGAACCCAAUGGUGAUGGGGCGCAUGCCGAUGGGGCCUGAUCAGAAAUACUGCUGAGCAUCGUGACAGAAGCAUUUGUCUCACUGUGAUCUCCAUUCAGAGAUAGGACACGGCUGCAGCUCUGGAGUGUGUGUGGAGGACCCAGCGGUGUGUGUGUGUGUGUGUGUGUGUGUGUGUGUGUGUCUGUGUGUAGUGCUGCUCUCCCACCAGACGGGGGAGUGAACUUCCUUUGGACUCGUGGCCAGUAACGGCAGUCUGGCAACCGUGGAGGAAAACAGACAGACUGUCUCACACGUACAUGAAAACACACAGCGUUCAUAAAAAUCAGAAACACUGUGACACAUUUACACACAAAUCCUAAAGACAGCCCUGUGAUUCCUCUCGUAGACUGUAGAUUAAUAUUUCUCUCUUUAUGAGCGGCGUGUGUGUGCCUCAGUGAACACACGCCGCUCGCUGGACCAAACAGUGAAGGUGGACGGACACUUUGGUCAAACAUGUUAAAGACAUCCUCUCCUCUGUCGAAUGUACCAUGAAGCUGUGUUCAGAUUUAAAAUGUGAGACUCCACUAUUUGUUUCUGAACUUCGUGGGAUUUUUUUUGGUUUUUUUUACCCGCCGUCUCUCUGCUGCUCCUGGAGGAUCUCUAGAGUAAAUGUGGCUCAAAAUGACGAGCCGCCAGAUUGUGACACUCAGAUGAAUGUCAUUAAAGCAGUAGCACAUUGUUUCGUCCCUCCAGGACGCCGCUGAGCUAAAGUACGAGUGAAUUACUUGUUGGCUGAUUGCACUUUAAGGAGAGGCCAACAUCAAAAGGAUUGUGGCAAUAUAGAGGCCUUUACCCAAGAAUUAAUGCAUAGCAGCAGUUGUUUGUUUUAGUUAUUAUUUGUGUGUGUGUGUGUGUGUGUGUGUGUGUGUGUGUG